GACACCUCUCAGCUUAAACAGCUGCAGGGAAAAACAAAAGACCACCAAUCGUCCUCCUGAACCCCAAUAGAGUGGACCAAAGAACAUCAACAGGUCCUUGAGCAUUGACCGACUGACCAAGCCCCCAGUACUGGCAUACCCCGAUUUCAACCGCUCUUUCACGCUUCACACAGAUGCAUCCCAAAAAGGUCUCAGUGCGGUUCUCUAUCAAGUCCAGGAUGGAAAAAUGAGGGUGAUUGGAUAUGGGUCACGCACACUGAUGCCAGCGGAACAGAUUUAUCACCUACACAGUGACAAACUUGAAUUCUUGGUGUUAAAGUGGGCGAUAUGUGACAAGUUCCGUGAUUAUCUGUUCUAUACCCCACAUUUUACAGCCAUUUCGGAUCAUUCUAAAAUGAUCCGAAAUGGCAGUGCACUUGCAAACAGGAAAAACAUUGGUGGCCCAGGGUGGAUUCGAACAAGGUUCUCCCAGGUGGGAGCCAAGUGUCCUAACCAUUGUGCCACAAGGACAUGUAACAUCAUAGGCCACAUCAUUAUUAUUAUGUAUAUGAGCAGACAGGCUUCCUGAAAGCUGGAAAGUUCUUUACUGCUUCAUCAUUGUGAGAGACACGACUGGCAGCGCACACAGGCUUUGGUAGGAGUGAAUGGUAAGUUGUUUUUAAUGACUGAAAAUUGUUCAAAUGUGUUUAUUCUAAGAAAAAUAAGUAACUGCUUUGCCACAGCGGUCACAUGUCCUCACAGCUACAGCUUGUUAACUGCUGUAGAACAGCCAUGAAAAUAAAUACAGAAGCAGGAGCUCUGCCACUGCGGGUCACAUGACAUGAUUACUCAUCUGCUUGAUGGGCCAUCAAGCAGAUGACCACCUAAAUAGUUAGGUGCUAAACUUAUUGUGAGAGAGAUUGCAGAGGAGCAAGCAGCACAUUGAGAGAGCAAAGAAAGAAAGAAAAUCUUAGUAAAUUUAGCAGUUCCACAGGAACACUCGACGGAGAAAUGAUUCCACCCAAGUCCACAGCAUGUUGCCCAAUAUGCGAAUUUGAGUUUGCAUAUCUAGGCAAACACUUGGCCAGCAGACACAGGGUGGUCAAUAAAGCUGAAAAAAGGCUCUUAUUAAACCAUGCCUCAGGGCGUGUUAAUUACCGCCACCUUCCCUGCCCUGUCCCUGGAUGUGGCUUUUCCAAGUCCCGGGUUGACAGGCACCUAAAGGAGCAGGGCCACCCAGAGCUGGACAAGGCCCAAGUCCAGGAGUUUGUCAAGGAUAUAAAGAGAAAGGUCACCAUGGACGGCUUAAGGGCCCUCAGGGCCUCCAACCCCACCCCGCCCAUGAUGUCAAGCCUAGAUCUCGACCAGGACGAGGAUGAGCUCAUCCACGAUGUUUUAGAUGCGGCAGAGUCCUCCAACCCUUUUUGCUCCACCUGCACCAAGCUCGCCGCCGACAACAAGGCGCUUUGGCGGCAAAUCAGAAUCAAGAAGCGGUGGGCCAAAACAGCAAAGGCCAAAAUAAAGUCUCUGGAGGAGGCUAGAGAUGUGUUGUUGCCGGAAACAAGGAGCAAAGUGAGCAAAUGCAUGUGCCAUGACACUGCCACAGCAGAAAAAUUUUACGCCUUGCACCAAAGCACUGAACAACUUGCGGAGCUCCGCAAGAAGUUCCUACAGGCCACAGACCCGGACGCCCAAGGUUGUAGCGAAGCGGAGGAGCCUCGUCUCCUCACACUGUCAGAGUCGUCGAGUGAGGAUGAGGGCAAGGAGCCUGUAGAGAAAAAGAGGCUCUGAGACACCUUCUGUCUGCAGUCAAUGCUUGAGUGACAUCAUUAUGCAGCCAUGUCCUGGACUCUGCCUGAGGCAAUUCACAGUUAGUCUAUAACGCCUGGAUUUUUAGUCUGCAAAGGACAGAAAUGGACAGUGAUUGAUCCGUAUGACAUUCUGCAGCCAGGGUUGAUUCUUUGGGAUUCUUCCAAUGUUGAUUCUUCACCUCAGUUGUUAUGCAUGUUUUGAUCAAACGUCAUUUUAUCUUAACUGUGAUGUUCAUGAAUAAUAAACGUUAAACACUGGAGAUCUUGAACAUUAA
Messenger RNA from Xiphophorus couchianus (Monterrey platyfish), 2065 nucleotides. RefSeq lists its product as uncharacterized. The transcript has 4 exons. Lineage: Eukaryota; Metazoa; Chordata; Actinopteri; Cyprinodontiformes; Poeciliidae. The record is from RefSeq and is a predicted model, not a curated record. Bases 991 to 1770 code for a protein of 259 amino acids.